AUGAUGGACGCAGGUGAUAAGAUUGUUGCUGUGGCAGCUCGGAAACUACAGGACGCUCAGGAGUUUGGAAAGAAGCACAGCAUCCCUCAAGCCUAUGGCAGCUACGAGGAACUGGCCAGAGAUCCAGAGAUUGAGGUGGUAUAUGUGGGCACCAUCAACCCAUACCACCUGCCAGUUGGCAUGCUCUUCAUGAACGCCCAGAAGAAUGUGCUGUGUGAGAAGCCUAUGGCCAUGAACCUCAGAGGGGUGCAAGAGCUGAUGGCCUCUGCUAAAAUGAACAAAGUGUUUCUCAUGGAGGCAGUGUGGACCCGCUUCUUCCCAGCCUCUCUGGAGAUUGAGCACCUGCUGUCUCGGGGGGAGGUGGGUGAGGUGAAGAUUGUAAAGGCAGACUAG
Salvelinus sp. IW2-2015 is the source of this 393-nucleotide messenger RNA. RefSeq names its product trans-1,2-dihydrobenzene-1,2-diol dehydrogenase-like. NCBI's taxonomy places the organism in Eukaryota, Metazoa, Chordata, Actinopteri, Salmoniformes, Salmonidae. Gene Ontology annotation, molecular function: nucleotide binding. The record is from RefSeq and is a predicted model, not a curated record.